CCGAAACGGUGCUAUUUUCAUGGAUCUUGUUCUGCUUCGCUAUUUAACCUUCCAAAGGACGUGACACAAAGAGAGAAGUGGUUAAAAUUCAUUUUUAAUCAUGUUCCAGAAUAUUACAAAAAAGAUAUCACUCUCUGUGCACAGCAUUUUACAAAGGACAGCUUUCAAAAUUGGUCGCAGUUCAGGGCUGGAUUUAGCCAAAAACUUCUCCUCAAAGAAGGAGCAGUACCUACGAUAAAAGACGAUGCUGGGGAUUGUGAGCUACAACCUGUAAGUAUUUCUAUUUGUUGCAAUAUCUUACAUGCAUAGUUUCUAGCAUUCAUUGUAGGCUAUGUUGUAGUACGGACGUAAACCAGGAUAUAAACCACGAGAAACGCGGUUUGUCUUUAGCAAUUGGUUUUGUCUUUGUCAAUUGUUAGUCUUUAGUUUGUUGAGGUGGUCUCUAAGUAACAAAGUUAUGAACCGGGAGGAGUAUGGAUCGGCGAUCAGAAGCUAUACCAAAGUAAAUGCGCUAGCUUGUGUAUGAUAUUACGGAAGUUUUCCUGUGGAAAUAACAACGGGAGGGUGGCAGAAGAUGAGUGUGAAAUACGAGAAACUCUCGGGAAAAAACGGGAGUUUAGCAGGUAUGAUUUAGCUAACGUUACAAACAUACGUAUCGGUUUUAUCCCUGUAAUUAUCCACGCUCGUCACCAGCAAACACGAUGUAUAUGUAUGCGGAAACAUUGCGUGAGUUUUACAAUUGAAAUAGUGGAGUAUAUUAUGUACAGACAUCCGAAGUCUCCCUGAGGCGCCGCCACAGCCCCCUCCUCCCCCGCUAGCUAUUCAUCUUUGUCGUGAAAUCUCCCACUCUCGCUUUUUCUGUACGUCGCUUUUCAAACUACUUUUAUCAACUUGGGAAGGUUGUACAUAUACUGAUAAUGCUUUGAAAUAGCCGCAAGUUGCUACGAUGAUGUACAUCUGCUUAAAAAAACACAUGCUGGAAAUGUAUGUUUUGCUGCAGGUUUCAAUGGGUUUGCUGGUCUCAAUAUUGGUCAGGGCCAACACUGAGAACAGCUAGACCAGCACUGAAAACAGCAUCAAAACAUAUCUUACUAGCAUGUGAUUUUUUUAUAGCAGGGGUGGCAAUUAAAAAAUAAACAAACACAUGCUUUUUAUUUUUACCAGACAACAUCUCAACAGGUUACCAGCUCCCCAGACCUACCUUCCACACCUACACAUGUAGAAGUUGCAUGUCAGGUAGACAUUAAAGAGACUGUGACAGUAGCCACCAAAACAUCACCAAAUGUGCGAUCAGUGGGUACACAAGUUUCUUUUCGUACUUUGCGGGACAUCCAUGUAAGAAGCAAAGGUAUUCAGGCGAAAGUGUCUUGUCGUAAUGUUGGCACAGAAACUAUUUCUUUGCCAGAUAUGCAGCUCUCUUCAACACCAAUUAAGGGUUCAAUCUUUAGGCCAAGCAAGCGACCUCGUCUUUUGUUGGAGGAGGAGGAUGACAACAAUGAUGAUGAGGACGAAGAGUCUGAUUUGCAUGUAGAACCACAUGACUACACUUAUAAUCCGGAAUCUGUUGUCACGGAAGAUUCACAGUCAGUGUUAGAUCCAGAAUCAAACUACAUGGACAACAAAUACAUUGUAUUUGAAAGCUGCCUUAUAGACUUGUUUGGUUCCUGUCCCGUCUGUAAGACAAAGUGUGCCAUCCGAAAAAGACAAAUGGGGACUUUUAUUGCAUUCACACAGCUGUGUGACAAGUGUAACUACCUACGACAGUGGCAGAGCCAGCCCAUAGUAGGUAGUACUCCAGUCGGAAACCUGAUGUUGUCUGCUGCUACAUAUUUCACUGGUGGAUCAUUCAUUCAACUACAGAGGGUUUUCAAGGCCAUGAAUCUUCAAACGAUUCAGUACUCUGCUUUCAGGAACCAUGCCAGAAAUUUUUUAGAACCUGCCAUCAUACACAAGUGGAAUCUAGAGCAACAAAAUAUUUUUACACAGCUAAAAAAAGAGGGAGCGGUUGCAUUAGCAGGAGAUAUGAGAGCUGACACACCAGGACAUUCAGCAAAAUUUGGCAGCUACACAUUGAUGGACAAUGAAACCAACAAAAUUGUCUAUCUUCAACUAAUUCAGAGCAACGAAGUCGGUGGAAGUUAUCACAUGGAAAAAGAGGGAUUAAAACGUUGUCUUGAUAAGCUGGAUGCUAAUGGUUUAGCUGUUGACUACAUAGUCACCGAUCGCCAUCCUCAAAUUCAAAAGUACCUGAGAGAGCGUGGCAUCACCCAGUUCUAUGAUGUGUGGCACUUUGAAAAAGGUUUGUCCAAGAAGCUUGAGAAGCUUUCAAAAAGGAAAGAAUGUGAGGUGCUGAAAAGAUGGUUGAAAAGUAUAAAGAACCAUGUGUACUGGAGUGCGACUUCCUCCGUGUCUGGCCCGGAAAAGGUUGCCAAAUUAACAUCCUUACUGAACCACAUACAAAAUAUACAUGUUCACAAUAACCCGCUGUUUCCAAAGUGUGAACACCCUGAUGUACUUUCAAGAGAUCGCAAAAAAUGGUUCCAACCAGGUUCACAGGCCCUCUAUAAAGUAGAAAAGGUUUUGAACAACAAGAGAGUUGUCAAGGAUGUUGCAAAACUCAGCCACCACUAUCAAACAUCCUCACUUGAGGCAUUUCAUAGUGUGAUUCUGCGUUUCACACCAAAGAAUGUUGUUUUUCCUUUUAUUGGAAUGCUGUGCAGGUUAUAUCUCGCAGCUAUGCACCAGAAUGAAAAUUGUCAACGUGAACAGGCAAUACUACUGGACAGGCUGUGUACAAAUUUGUAUUUCCAAAAACGAAAAGGGGGGAAUGCACAGCAAAACCAGUGAAAACAGAGCCAACAUAUGGCUACGUGAAGGACCUCAUGGUCCUUGUGCUAGAUGAGGUCUGUUUGGAUCCAGCACCAUAUGUGGAAGAGCUGCAGUCCAUUCCAGUUCCACCACCUCUUUCCUCUCAAUUUGAGAAACCCUCAAAAGAGCAUGUUAUUUCACAGCAUGUUUCAAGAUUUAAUCAAGGGGAGGCCGGAACCCAACAUACUGUCCUGCUGCAUUCGGAAACUCCUGGCGUAUCCGGCGCACCACACAUGACGGGAUGACAACCCUCACUUCACGUCCUAGCCAGCCCCAGCACCAGCUAACAAAGCUGCGAUAUGACAGAUAACGGAAACGCCUAUGGCAAUAAAAGGAAACAGAUGUCAGCUUUGCAUAUCAAACCUUGCAAUUGUACAUAUGUGUAUAUAUUUAUUGUCUAUUUAAGUUUUUUUAAACUGGUUUUCAGUGAUUUGUACUUAGUAACUUAAAAUACAUUUAUUAACAUUUAUUAAAAUACAUUUUACAAA
Danio rerio (zebrafish) is the source of this 3356-nucleotide messenger RNA. The record is from RefSeq and is a predicted model, not a curated record. Lineage: Eukaryota; Metazoa; Chordata; Actinopteri; Cypriniformes; Danionidae.